This is a messenger RNA of Blepharisma stoltei, 1362 nucleotides long. The record is from the annotation of a GenBank genome assembly. Lineage: Eukaryota; Ciliophora; Heterotrichea; Heterotrichida; Blepharismidae.
AUGAGUUUAUAUAGUGAUAUACCAGAUUAUGAAGAGAGAAAUUGGGUAGAAGAUCCUUUCUAUGACAGUGGAGAUGCUAUAAGAGAAACAGUGCAAGCUAUAAUUCCUUUAGGCACAAUCACAGGUAUAGAAUUUGAAACUACUGAAGAAAAACAAUGCCCUAUAUGCUUCGAAAUCAGAUCAGAGUUUAUUAAACUUUCCCCAUGCUUGAAAAAGUCAGAAAAUUUGGAGAAAUUUUAGAUAUUAAUUUUUUUUUUAAAAAUAUAAAAAAUACCAUGCUCCCACACUUUUUGUAAAUCUUGCUUCAAUCAAUACUUAGACUUACAAGUCCAUGAAGGCCAAGUUGUCAAAAUAAAAUGCUGCGAAUAUACCUGCAGCAAUAUUUUCCCUGCUAAUAUAAUCCGACAACUAUUAUCUGGAGAAAGAUUAGAACUGUAUGAUAAACUUAUGAAAAGAAUUCAGCUUCAAAGCGACCCAAAUAUUAAAUGGUGUCCUUAUCCUAACUGUGAAGGCUACGAUACAAUUGGAGGCGGAAAAUUAAAGCUCCAAUGCAAUAUCUGUCAUAAUUAUUUUUGUGCAAAAUGCAAUCAAAUUUGGCACGGCAGGAAAAAAUGCAAAACUGAUAAAAAAUUCGAACGAUGGGCUUCUCAAAGAAAUGCAAAAGCUUGCCCAAAAUGCUUUUGGAGGGUUGAGAAAAAUGGAGGAUGCUCACAUAUGACUUGUAUUCAAUGUGGGCAUUAUUGGUGCUGGAACUGUGGAAAUCCUGUAGCUCAGCACAGUGAGUUUAAGUGUAUGUUUGGGCGAAGUAAACUGGAUUUGUAUUGGCAUAUACUGGGCUAUGCUGAAUUUAUAAAAAAAUAAUUUUUUUAUAAAGAAUAUCAAAAAUAGCGCAUAUUGUAUAUAAUUUUUAUGAUUAUGCUGUUUCCAUUCUGGUACCUUUUUGCAGCUGCUGUUCUUUAUAACUAUAUUGAAAGAAGUCAAGGUUUUCCUGACCCAACUGGGCUGCCGUGCUGUCUCAAAUUUUUAUUUUCACAUAGGUUUAUAUUAUAUCUGCUUUUAAUAAUAUUGUCCCCAAUAGCUGUCAUACUUAUCAUGAUAUUUUGUGGCCACUUUUUAGCGUUUAAAAUUACAUUUGAAGGGAGAUAUUAUUCUUGCAAGAGAAAAUGCUUAUUUACACCGUUUAUUUUGGUGUUCGGGUUUUUAAUGGAGGUUUUAUUCCUGACUGUGCUGCUAUUGUCUUUUGUAUUGUCUCCGGCAGUUGGGAUGUUUUUCUUUUUGAUGAAAAUAUUCUGUGUAAUGCUAGGACCUUGUGAUUCAAAUCAAGUGCAGCAAGGACCGAUGAUGGAGCCUUUAAUAAUCUAA